ACCAGACCAGACGCCCCCAAAUGGCAGAGUAGCGUCACCAGUUAGCAUGGCAGGAGACCUGCCUGGAACACACCAACAUCAGGGGGAAACUACGGCCUGAACAACAGACACACCGGGAAUUACACGCCAGCCAACCACACAGACGGACCGGAACCGCUUGCCUGAAACGAUUCACAACUCAGAAUCAGCAUGAAGAUCAUGGAACACAUUCCAACGCUGCAGAUUGUGUGCCUGGCGCUGUUUGGAGCGAGCGUUGGACUGCAGACAGCUCCAAGCAUCACGACCCUGUUGGAGACCAUAGACAUCCCGCUGGAUCACAACGCCACGUUCUUCUGUGAGGUUGACUCUCGGCCGCCAGCUGAUAUCACAUGGACACGAAAUAACCGUGCCAUCCCUUACUAUGACUCCCGCUACAUCACCAAGGAGAACGGCCAGAUGCUGUUCAUUCCCAACGUGAAAGAAUCCGAUAACGGGGAAUACUGUUGUACCGCUAAUAAUGGCAUCGGAGAGCCGGCCAAGAGCUGUGGAGCCCUCCAGCUGAAGAUGAAGCCCCAGAUAAAACGACACCCUACAAACUUGACUUUGCUCAUUGAGUCUAAAGCAGUGUUGCCAUGUGUGACGCUAGGAAACCCCAAACCUGAGAUCUCCUGGAUCAAAGAUGAUAAUCUUAUACAGGUGAGCGACCGGAUCAGCAUUCUGGAUUACGGCGCUCUGAAAAUCCAUAAUAUAAAGAAGGAAGACGCUGGGCAGUAUCGCUGUGUAGCCAAAAACAGUUUUGGGAUUGCCUUCUCAAAACCUGUCACAAUAGAAGUACAGGCCCCGGCCCGGAUACUCCGAGUGCCCAAGGAUAAGAAAGUGGCCUUUGGGAGUGAAGUUUCUCUGGAAUGUAAUGCAACCGGGAAUCCCAUCCCCACCAUCACCUGGCUGGAGAACGGGAAUACUGUGUCAGAGAGUUCUGUAGACGAGACCAUAAUUGGGGAGGUGAUUUUGUCUGUCCUCCACAUAACAGUGACUAAACCAGCUCGAUACACCUGCUUGGCCUCCAACAGACACAGUGCUGGGGCCAACUCUGUCAAAUCUAGUGCUGGAGUCACCAUCCAAGAGUGGAGGCUAUAUAAAGGCAGCUCUGGUUACUGCAACACAUACCGUGGUGAUGUCUGUCGAAUGCAGCGGACCAACGCAUUGGUCUUCUUUAACUCCUCCCUCAACAACCCAGAGGACAUGCAGGAGUUCCUGGUUCAAAGCGCCUGGGCGGAGCUGGGUGGACUGAGCGCGCUCUGUAGACCAGCAGCUCAUUCCCUGCUAUGUCACCACUCCUUUCAGGACUGCAACCCUUCUGGCCUGGGCCCCUCCCCUAAACCUGUCUGCAGGGAGCACUGCCUGGCGGUAAAGGAGUUGUACUGUAAUAAGGAGUGGUUGCAGAUGGAGGAGAGCUCCCACAAGGACCUGUAUUCCUCUGGCCUGUCUAUCGCGCUGCCCCACUGCCUCUCCCUGCCCUCUCAGCAUGAACACCGAGGGGCCUGCACCCCUGUCCCCUUCCUCGAAAUAAAUAAAGAUCAAAUCACAACAAUGUGUUACAACGACAAGGGAAGGUAUUACCAAGGACCAGUCAGCAGCACCAGCUCAGGUAUCCCCUGUCAGAGGUGGAGCCAAAAGGUUCCCCAUCUGCACCAUCUCAGUGUGGAUGUGAUUCCAGAACUGAGGAAUGCAGAGAACUUCUGCCGGAACCCCGGGGGGGAGAAUGAGAAGCCCUGGUGUUACACAACCAACCCCAAUAUCCGCUGGGAAUACUGCAACGUUACGAAAUGUGAAGCCGUAGUGACAACAGAGUUGUUGUUCCCUCAUCAGACACCUCUCCUACCCCCUACAUCUGUCUCUCCAGCUUACUCAAUGAGCAUCAUCAUCUGUCUCCUAGCAGCUUUUGCUGCCACAGCCUUUCUCACCAUCAUCUUUCUCAUGUGCAGACGGAAGAGGAAGAUGUGGAAGAAUCGCAAGAGAGCCAUGGAGACCCCUACCCUGACAGCCUUACCAUCUGAACUCCUUCUGGACCGCCUCCACCCCAACCCCAUGUACCAACGCCUCCCCCUCCUCCUCAACUCCAAGCUGCUGGCCCUAGAGUAUCCCAGGAACAAUAUUGAAUAUGUCCGGGACAUUGGAGAGGGUGCCUUUGGACGUGUCUUUCAGGCCAGAGCUCCUGGCCUCCAACCCACUGAGCCUGUCACCAUGGUAGCAGUGAAGAUGUUGAAAGAAGAAGCCUCUACCGAUAUGCAGAAUGACUUCCAGAGAGAAGCUGCUCUCAUGGCCGAGUUCGACCAUCCCAAUAUUGUCAGGUUGCUUGGUGUGUGUGCAGUAGGGAAGCCAAUGUGUCUAAUGUUUGAGUACAUGGCUCACGGAGAUCUAAAUGAGUAUCUGCGCCGACAUAGCCCCACCCAACAUCACAGCCUCAGCCGUGCCAGCCUAUCAGGACGCAGCUUCUCCUCCGAGCUGGAUGCAGGCCCCCUAUACUGCGAAGACCAACUGUUCAUAUCCAAGCAGGUGGCGGCAGGUAUGGCAUACCUGUCAGAACGCAAGUUUGUCCACCGUGACCUGGCAACCCGGAACUGCCUGGUAGGAGAGGAGAUGGUGGUGAAGAUCGCUGACUUUGGUUUGUCCAGAAACAUCUACUCAGCUGACUACUACAAGGCCAACGAGAAUGACGCCAUCCCCAUCCGCUGGAUGCCUCCGGAGUCCAUCUUUUACAACCGCUACACCACAGAGUCAGAUGUGUGGGCCUACGGCGUGGUCCUCUGGGAGAUUUUCUCCAAUGGCAUGCAGCCAUACUAUGGCAUGGCCCACGAGGAGGUCAUCUACUAUGUGAGGGACGGCCACAUCCUGUCCUGCCCUGAUAACUGCCCCUUAGAGCUGUACAACCUGAUGAGGCUGUGUUGGAGUAGUCACCCCACAGACCGGCCCAGCUUCAGCAGUAUCCAUCGCAUCCUAGAACGCAUCCAUGAGAAAACACUGAGACCUCCCCUACACGAACUAAAGCUAACUCUGCCUGCGUCAGAGAUAACACCGGCUUUGCCUGCCCUGCCUAAAUUGUCUCCAUUCUGUCCCCACCCUGCAUUGUGUCCGGGGCCUGGGUCAGGGCCCAUUGAUUGACACUUCAAACUGCCAGAAAUGUAAUCAGAUGUCCAAUCAUUAGUGAUAGUUCCUGUACUACCCCCAAACAAAGAUGACUGGAUCCAAUCUGGUCUCAUUGUCAUGUACCUUUGCAGUUCUGCCUGUGUGUAUGUGUGUUAAUUGCCUACAAGUGCAGGAGGGUGAUUGGACGGCGGUUUUCCCGCCUGUCGUUACUGUUCCGGUCAAGAACUGGACAGGUGGCAUCGUGGUUCAAAUGCACAGACACAAGGUUAAGAAAACCGACUGCCGCAUAGAUUCACCUUAAUGUUGACAUUAAUGUUGUUGGCCUUGGGCAGGAGCAGAGACUCUCAUGUCUCUCAUAUAUAGAAGAGACCAAGAUGAAUGUGUAUUUCAGAUAUUUAAUUCAGUUCAAAGGGGCUUUAUAGGACACUUUUUGACUAUGUCAAACAAUCACAAAACAAAUUCUUCCCAGCUGCCUGUUUCACUUCCCCAUGGGAAAUAAAAUCAGACGGACUCCUACAAGUAGAGGGAAGGAAAGCUGUACCCUUCCACCCCAGGACUCUAGACUACAUCUACAAACUGUAAUAUACUGUACCCUUCCACCCCAGGACUCUAGACUACAUCUACAAACUGUAAUAUACUGUACCCUUCCACCCCAGGACUCUAGACUACAUCUACAAACUGUAAUAUACUGUACCCUUCCACCCCAGGACUCUAGACUACAUCUACAAACUGUAAUAUACUGUACCCUUCCACCCCAGGACUCUAGACUACAUCUACAAACUGUAAUAUACUGUACCCUUCCACCCCAGGACUUUAGACUACAUCUACAAACUGUAAUAUACUGUACCCUUCCACCCCAGGACUCUAGACUACAUCUACAAACUGUAAUAUACUGUACCCUUCCACCCCAGGACUCUAGAUUACAUCUACAAACUGUAAUAUACUGUACCCUUCCACCCCAGGACUCUAGACUACAUCUACAAACUGUAAUAUACUGUACCCUUCCACCCCAGGACUUUAGACUACAUCUACAAACUGUAAUAUACUGUACCCUUCCACCCCAGGACUCUAGACUACAUCUACAAACUGUAAUAUACUGUACCCUUCCACCCCAGGACUCUAGAUUACAUCUACAAAUAUACUGCAUUCUUCCAUUCAACAGCUUCAUCUAUAAUCUAGACACUAGAGACAUAUGACAAAGAUUAGAGGCCGUGAAUGUAGGGUUAGUUCCGUAAAUUAAUCCAGCACCUAGUUACUACAUGAUUUAACUAUUCUUCCAAUGACAUCACUCUAACUCAUGUGUAUUCCAGCACUGGCACAUACUUGCUUUUGUUUUGUUUUAAGACUAAUUAUUAUUCCAGUUUUGGGCAUUCUUAUUGAGUUACAAUUUUCUGUUUUUAAUGUGCUUUAUCAAAAUAGCAUGUUUCGAAAAAGUGAUUAUGAUAGACUUGAACCCAGCUAUCUAGCUUUGAUGAUGUAUACAUCUAGGUUAAUGUCACUCACUUUUGGAGAUUGGAGAUUUGGGGUUUUGGUUUUGACCUAUAUAUUAAUUUGUGAAUUACAUAUUUUGUUUUUAUAAAAAAUAUAUUACAUUCAAAUUGCGUGAUCAGGGCAACAAUAUGAAUUGAAUGACAAAUGAACUCACUGUAAGAGCCACAUUCUUAAUUAUCAUUUCAAUUGUGUUAUACAGCGUUUAGUCCUUUAAUGCUAGAUAUUUUAGGGGUUUUAGUAAUUCGAACGUACUUUAGAGCUAAACAAUAUAUUAUUGGUUAUUUAAAGUAUUACUGUGAUUGAUCUAAGGCGCAUGUGCCACUGUUCAUGAGGCACGUGCAACUGUUCUUUCUAAAUUGACGGUUGUUGGAAAUGUUAGAAAGAAAGAUGUUAUGUAAGAUUAGGGCUAUAAAGUUUUUGACCGUAACUUAGCGUAGCUCAUUCGAACAUUGUAAAGUAUAUAAGGUACUUGAAUUGACAACCAAUGUUUGUACUCAAUCAUUGGAAGCUAUUGAGAAUGGAAAGCUCCAAUAAACGCCCCUGGACCGUAUUCCUGCUACGUGUUGGAUUCGUGAGUACAACGCUAACUAACUCAAGCCAAGAAAGCAAGCAAUUCAGAAGUGUACAAAUGCAUAGUUGAAUUUGGAUACGCGUCAAACAUCCGAUUGAUCUACAUAGCAGCCUAAGCGGCGUUAGGAAAGUAAAGCGACCACAAUACUCACUUUAAAAUGGUUUUCAGUUCGUUUGAAAUUGACUGAAUGUGAUUGCAUCUGUCAUUGUUUUCUCAUAACUAACACGCCAUAAUCAUACAUGAUAAGUGUCAUGUCUUUACAACCAGUACAUAUUGUUCCGAUGUGUUACAGCUGCAGGGUCUAUUUGUUUGUAAAGACAGAUGGCGCUGUUUCACCAUAAUCACGCUUGGCACAAUAAAGUUAGAUUUUCAUAGAGAACAGCUUGGACACAUCAUCGUCUUUGAGUUUCUCAGAGUUCAACUGGAAUUUCAACACAAUAGACCAUUUGACCAAGCAAACCCACAGCAGUCAGCCCCUCCGCCAAAACCAUGACAUUCCACUCUUCUUCUGUCAGUUUGAUAUGUGGCUCCAGAAAGG
This is a messenger RNA of Esox lucius (northern pike), 5726 nucleotides long. RefSeq names its product muscle, skeletal, receptor tyrosine kinase (gene musk). Gene Ontology annotation, molecular function: protein binding; ATP binding; transmembrane receptor protein tyrosine kinase activity. The transcript is spliced from 18 exons. Gene Ontology annotation, cellular component: signaling receptor complex. Gene Ontology annotation, biological process: cell surface receptor protein tyrosine kinase signaling pathway; multicellular organism development; protein phosphorylation. The record is from RefSeq and is a predicted model, not a curated record. NCBI's taxonomy places the organism in Eukaryota, Metazoa, Chordata, Actinopteri, Esociformes, Esocidae. Bases 190 to 3141 code for a protein of 983 amino acids.